Messenger RNA from Microsporum canis CBS 113480, 1356 nucleotides. RefSeq lists its product as hypothetical. Lineage: Eukaryota; Fungi; Ascomycota; Eurotiomycetes; Onygenales; Arthrodermataceae. The transcript has 4 exons. The coding region runs from base 1 to 1356 and encodes 451 amino acids. Gene Ontology annotation, cellular component: extracellular region. The record is from RefSeq and is a predicted model, not a curated record.
AUGAAGUUCUCCCUUUCCAUGUCGCUGCUUGCUGCAGCUGGCCUUGCCUCUGCUGCCAAUGAGGUUGCCAUGACCAGAUUGAUGUCCAUGAAGCUCGCUGAGCGUGAGGAAUACAGAGCCAAGGGAAUGUAUGCUCCUGGACGAUAUGCCAACUCUACCAACCGAUUUGUCCCUUGCAGACACGGCAAGGCCGGAGAAUACUCUUGUGACAAGGUCAACCAGCACGGCUUCCUUACCCAUGAGCAGAUGGGAAGCACUACCCGUGAGGGUAACGAUGUCUGGGGUUGGACCUCCAGGGAUGGUCGUGAGUUCGGUGCCAUCGGUCAAACUGAUGGAACUGCCUUCGUUGAGAUUCUCAAGGACGGAAGACUCGAGUACAAGGGCAGGCUGCCAACUCAGACCAAGGCCAGUGUCUGGCGUGACAUGAAGGUCAUUGACGGAUACGUCUACAUUGGAUCAGAGGCCCCUGACCAUGGUCUCCAGGUCUUUGAUAUGCGCAAGCUGCUCCAAGUCAAGAAGCCAACAACCUUCUCCAUUAAAGACGACGUUACCGCCUGGUUCGGCGGUUUCGGUAGCUCCCACAACAUUGUCCACCACGAGGCAACCAAGAUGAUCUAUGCCGUAGGAACCGGCAGAAAGACCGACUGUGCUGGAGGUCUUUUCAUGGUCGAUGUUUCUGACCCAAGCAAGCCAACUUCUCCUGGCUGUGCUAACUCCGACGGAUACGUCCACGAUGCUCAAUGCGUCAUCUACACUGGCCCAGACAGGCAGUACAAGGGCAAGGAAAUCUGCUUCGGUUACAACGAGGAUUCCCUCACCAUCUACGAUGUCACCGACAAGAAGGACCCAAAGAUCGUUUCCAAGACCCCAUACCAGGGCUCCGCCUACACUCACCAGGGAUGGCUCGCUGACCCCAAGAAGAUGACCUACCUCCUCCUUGAUGACGAGCUCGAUGAGAAGGACGGAACUGCCCCCGGAAAGAACCACACCACCACCUACAUCUUCGACAUCAAGGAACUCGCCAAGCCAAAGUACACUGGUUUCUACCAGUCCCCAGCCCAGUCCAUCGACCACAACCAGUACGUUCUUGACGGCCUAACAUACCAGUCCAACUACGGCUCCGGUCUCCGGAUCGUCGACGUCAGCUCCAUCGAGAGGAAGCCAGAUGGCUCUCAGUUCAAGCAAGUCGGUUUCUUCGACUGCCAUCCCGAGGAUGAUCACAUGAACGGAGAAGUCUCCUUCCACGGCAGCUGGAGUACCUACCCAUACUUCAAGAGCGGAUAUAUCCUCUUGAACAGCAUUGAGCGUGGUGUGUACUCUCUCCGAUACACCGGACCAGGAGCUCGUGGUCACUAG